CUUUCUCCUAGAGCUAUCGUCAAAUGGAUGACUCUCCGACGCCUGCGAACAUUAAUUCAAGUAAACACCCUUCUCUGUAUUUCGAGGAUGGUGACCUUGAGCUGUCCGCCGAAACGUCGGGUGGGUCUCAACAGCUCUUCCGAGUCUAUGGAGCACAACUUCGUUGCGUCUCGCCUGUCUUCAGCGACGUGCUUGCCUUGGGUGGACCUCGGGAUGAAAUUGUUAUGAUGCCGGAUUCUGCGGAGGAUCUCUCGGCCCUCUUAGAGUUUGUGUGCAUCCCUAGCUCUCUCGUCCGCAGAUUGAAGACCACCCCUGAGUCGCAAUGCGCGGUCGAGCUAUUAGGGCUUGCUAGAAUAGCGAGAAAGUAUAGGGCGGACGACAUCACCGCUGUGAUCGUAGAGCACGUCGAGGAGCAGUGGCCGCGGGGCCUUAAGGCGUGGGACGCCUCUUGCGCUAUCUGGAGAACCAAGCUGGAGACUGUCGCGACGGGAGAGAGCGUCCCUGAACGGCCUGAACCCGUCUCUGCCAUCAAAUUCGCGUUGGAGUUUGAUGCGCCUUCUAUUCUGCCCGCAGCAUUUUACAUGCUCUCCGUGCAGGGUUUCGGCGGCACCACCACCACCACCACCACCGCGUCGCCGGGUGCGAAAGGCGUGCCUUCCGCGGCGCGCUGGGAUCUCGCGGACCCUGCGAUACUGCUCAGUCUCAUCCGCGGCAGAGACAGAGUGCGAAGCAAGUUUCUGGAGUGCCUCGCGCCCUUGUCUUGCUACCCUACUCUCGUUACCAGUUCAGGGCUGUCUUCGAGAAAAGACAGGUCUACCAUCGCCCUUUGCAACCGUAGCAAGGAUGCGAUUCUAGGACUGCUGAUGUGCGGCCGCUCUGCGCCUUCCCUGUGCGGACAGUGGGAUUAUUUAGAAAUCCUGCGACUAUGCUACGAGCAAGUCAAGGUGUGCGAGGGGAUGUGAAUGGUGCGUCUGUCGCAGUUACAUUGCCUCGCAUUAACAUGAGGUCUGGUCCUGCUUCUGUAACCCGUCCUGCUCUUCCUCGUCCACUACAACUCCUGCCUCGAUCAGCUGGCAAAGCUCCCCUGUCACCCACGCCCACCCGCCGUUGCGUCGAUAAUAACGCGUGUACACGAAAACUUGCCUGUUCGCCUUGCGAAAUCUUCGCUUCCGUAGGGGCCAAUGCCGCGCGGCGGCAAUGGAGGUGCUCGCGGAGCAGAAACCUAGACGCGGUCUAGGUGGAUAGCGUUCCAUGCGAGGGCUCGCGGAGCGCACUCGACGGGGUGCUAUCGCUUUGUGCAAUGACCCAGACGCGGUCUGGGUGGAUGACGUUCCAUGCGAGGGCUCGCGGAGCACACUCGACGGGGUGCCAUCGCUUUGUACGUGUCCGAAUGGACAAUGCUCGCGGAGCAGAGACCUAGACGCGGUCUAGGCGGACGGCGUGCCAUGCGAAGGCUCGCGGAGCGCACUCGACGGGGUGCCAUCGCUUUGUACGUGUCCCGCUGGGACAGAGCAGAGACCCAGAACGCGGUCUGGGUGGAUGGAGUUCCAUGCGAGGGCUCGCGGAGCACACUCGACGGGGUACCAUCGCUUAGGUGUGUCCCGCGCUGCGGGUACGAGGCUCGCUGAGCCGUAGGAUGGACUACGUCCGUUUGAAGUUUAGGGCGACCGCUCGAGGAUGUGAUCAGCGCUAGGUAUAGCAGGUCAGCGCGGAGAAGAAAGCGGGGACGACGUACUGCUGUGUCUCUGUUCGGACGUUUGUCGUGUUUGCCGAGUUUUGUGCGAACAACUUACGCAGGGAGGCCUUGACUAUCAGCUCACGAACGCGAGCCUGGACAUCAGUUGUGAGAAGGUAGCCAUUUAUCGACAAAAUUUACUACAGUACGUACAGUACGGAGUCAUAUACCCACAACCUAUCAUUAGCAUCGCAUCCUUCCUUGACCGCCAACUUCGUCGGCAGCGCAUGCGGAAUACACGCGUGAUCUUGAAGUCGACUGCAAGAUGCGGUCAGCAAAGUGGCCCCGUUAGAGCGCAUGCUUGAGAGAAUAGGAAAUCAUGGCGACGAAUGAAUACUGGGAACGCACCUGGUUUAGCGUAGAGUACAGGUGCGAGUGCUGGUUGCCUCAGGGGCCUACACGAGCGCGACGUUGAAGGUCAACAUGAAUGUGAGCAGUCAGCAGGGGACGCAGCGCACUUCGAGAUGUUGGCUUCUCGGGGGACUCCCAAGGCCACAUACGGUUUGUUCCGGCGGAUAUUGGGAGUGGUAGCGUUUCAUACAACGCUCUCCCCUGUGCAUAGGUCGCCCUACUGGUUGCUCGGGUACGCGGAGGUGCCUGCAUUCUUGGCGAUGUUGAGUGGCUGGAGGACGUACUAGGUGUCGAUUCGGGUGGACGCUGUGGCUGUUGCAUUGCUGGCGGUGGUGUUCGCUACUUGCAGAGAGCGUGGGGGCGGGUGGCUGGGUGAGGCCAAGCGUUAUAUGUUGAAUUCUUGAAUAGGAGCUGAGUGAUCACACGACCGUUUCAGCUGCCCCGUGCAAACCGUGGCAACGUCAUCCCUACCCACUUGGCUGCAGCAGCUGAGCUGGUGGGAUGACCUCAGAGCCCAGACAAGCUAACCCAGAAUGGACUCGACGCAGUGGGCUGCUGGAGUCUAGCAUAGAGUUACCAAGUAUCCAGAGUCAACUUUCACACAACAAAGCGAAGCACAAAGCUGCUAGUCCAGCGCAGAUUUACGCUACUAACGUGCGCGUAAGUCGGAGGAGCUAGUGCACGACGGAGGG
Molecule: messenger RNA, 2778 nt
Organism: Phanerochaete carnosa HHB-10118-sp
Lineage: Eukaryota; Fungi; Basidiomycota; Agaricomycetes; Polyporales; Phanerochaetaceae
Exons: 2
Coding region: 24-962 (312 amino acids)
Source: RefSeq, a predicted model, not a curated record